GCUACGAUUCGGGCCUACGUCAUCACGACUCGUGGUCAGAUGGGAGAGACUACGGACAUCGCGUACAAGACCGUGGAGGAUUCCAAGGAGUUCCCUGGGCAGAUGGUAGAGAUAGCAGCUUCAGGCUACACGAUCAGGGCGACCUACACCGUUGGAUCGACACCUAUAGUCCUGGCUCGGAUCUUGGGGGGCGCUCUGAUGGGUGGCAAAGUCACAGCGGAUGGCAUGACAAUGGCUCACAGUCAGGCUGGGGAUGGCAAGGACCCGAUGAUCACAGCAAGGGACCUAGACCCUCUGAGCGACUCCGACGACUUGGGCAACUCGGCCAGGUCGUACCUUCGGCAGAUUGAGGUCUGGCGCCGCAUCACCCGGCUCCCUCCAAGUCAGCUUGGCUUGGUUCUCUACCAGCAUCUCGGUGGAAAAGCUUGGAUUGCAGCCGAGGAGCUUUCGGUGUCGAGGUUGAGCACGAAUGGAGGCUUGCAGUACUUCACAGGCUGGGUGGCGGCGAGGUUCCUGGACCUGGAGGUGGCUCGCAUAGGGCGGGCGUUCUCAGACUUUUUCCGUAAGUUGCGGAGGAGACCAGGUCAGACGAUCCGGGAGUACAACACCGAGUACGACAGACUUCACGGAAGGCUUCGUGAGGUCGGAUGUUCCUUGCCUGAAGAGUGUGCGGCAUGGCUUUACUUAGACAGGCUGCAGUUGGAAGAGUCCCAAGAGCUCAACCUCCUCGCCAGCGUCGGGAACCGGUACAGUUUGCAUCACCUCCAACACGCCGCAGUUCUUCACGACAGGGGGCAGCGCAAGCCAUGGGAGGGGGCAGGAGGCAGACCCAAGCGGACUAACUAUGCCCACAUGACCGACAACACCCCCGAGACCGACGAGGAGGAGCUCUUUGACGGCGAGGAGGCUGUGCCCGAAGAUGUAGCAGAAGCCUUUAUGACCUACCAGUCGGCUAAGGAGCGCUACAGGACCCAGCAGAGGAACCGAGGCACUACUGGAGCCCCACAUGGUGAGGACAGGCCGCCCAAACCCGAUGGACCAGGCGGAGAUCGUCGAGGAGGCGAGGGCCGUGAAGACCGGGACUCCAAGCUCAAGGCUAUGAAGGCCCGCAGCUUUUGCGGGGGCUGUGGCCGCAAAGGCCACUGGCACAAGGACGAUGUGUGCCCCUUAAACCGCGGAGGCGGCGCCAAGGCUGAAGGCACGGCGAGCGUGGCUAUGACGACGGUUCUCCCGGCGGACGUCUUCGCUUUGAAGCAUGUGCCCAGCACUCUGCUGGGGGCGGCGGACACGGCAUGCGCGAGGACGGUGGCCGGAACCCAGUGGUUGCAAUCCUACAGCAACCUGUUGGCCGAGAUCGGAAAGAAGCCGGUGCUACAGAAAGAGUGCGAGGAGAUCACGCGAGCGGAAGGGAACUGUUCACCGGAGCUCGCAAUGUACGCCAAGUGGUGGCAGAACCAGCAGCUCGCGUUGAGCACGACGGCCGAGAUCAUGGACGAGGAGAGCGACCAGGACUACCCCGCGAACACCCACCCUACAUCGACGCCGUCAAGGGGCUCCUGGGAGGAAGUGAGCGUGACCAAGACGAAGGGCUACUCAGGGUCCACCGGGAAAGGGAACACCAAGGCCACGCCGAAGCGCGACAACCAGGUUCUCCACGAGAAGGACGAGAAGAUCAUGGAUUCACAGCCCGACCCGAGCACCCUCGCAGAGAUCCAAGCCCUCGAGACGAAGCUCGCCAUCCUGAAGGACAAGGUCCCCAACAAGAAGGACGAGAAGCUCAUGGACUCGCAGCCCGGACAAGGUCGCAGGGGAGACUACAGCGAGCAGGGUGGCGCCAGGGGCCAACAUAAGUGGAGUGACGUAAAGUGCUGCGGGGCAAUCCACGGCGACGAAGGGAUCACCGAGACCGACUAUGUCAGGGGCUACUACAACAAGGCCAUCAGCUACAACGCCAUGGCGACCACUCAAAGCAACGCCGAAGGAGAUGUGGCCAAGGGUCCUGCUGGAGGCGGGGCCUACGACAACAUGCACCACGAUGUCCGAGAUGGACAACCACGACCACGAGCUCGCCGGUUUGGCGACGAUACUUUUGACUGGUCAGAUGUUUCCUUCGAGAAUUGCCAGAAGCUCCUCGACAAAGAGUUGCGUGAGACCACCCCCAAUACCUACAGGGCCAUCCAGCAACCUGAGGGAGAAGGAGAGGGGCAAGUCUGA
This is a messenger RNA of Symbiodinium necroappetens, 2214 nucleotides long. NCBI's taxonomy places the organism in Eukaryota, Dinophyceae, Suessiales, Symbiodiniaceae. The record is from the annotation of a GenBank genome assembly.